This is a messenger RNA of Hippoglossus stenolepis (Pacific halibut), 4546 nucleotides long. RefSeq names its product ubinuclein 2b (gene ubn2b). Gene Ontology annotation, cellular component: nucleus. The transcript has 16 exons. The coding region runs from base 438 to 3977 and encodes 1179 amino acids. The record is from RefSeq and is a predicted model, not a curated record. Lineage: Eukaryota; Metazoa; Chordata; Actinopteri; Pleuronectiformes; Pleuronectidae.
CAAUCGUCUCCUCCACGUUCGCGCGUGUGUGUCAGGUGGGCGUGUUCCGGCCCCCUGAUUGGUCGGCGGCUCUUCUCUUUCCUCCCCGGCUUCCGCUUUCUCUUCACGCGCACGCCCUGCCUGUGGAUAAUGAUAAUAAUGAUCAAGAUGGCUACUGGAGACUCCCAGCGGUAGCGACCCCACAGAUUUCAUGGAAGCUCAUAAAACUACGAUCGGUCAGAGUUCGAGUCCCUCGUAGGGGACGGGGGCCGCCGCGGGGAUCGAACUUUAUGGAUUAAAGCGGGCCGGGCGGAGAUAGACGCGCCCGUGUUGUCUGCUCGCUCCGGGGACGUUAGCUAGCUCCGCCGCUAGCUCCUUGUGCUCGUCGACCAGCUCCGGGUUCAGCUCCGCGGCUCCGGUGAGCGGCGCCCUCCCGUUUCCCGCGGCCGGUCGUCGGGAUGGCGGAGCCGAGGAAAGUUCCGUUCGUCACCAUCUCGUCCUUCGGCGCCGCGGCCACGACCCCGACCCCGGAGUCCGGAAAGAAGCGCCGCCGCGAAGAUGAGGCCGUCGAGUGCACUUCGGGGAAAGAUGGAGGUGGAAGUGCGGCGGCGGGGUCAGGAGGUGGCGGAGCUCCGUUCGGAAACGACCAGGGAGCCGACGUCGAAGCCGCGGAGGCGAAGCCCACCGUGCGCCUCCACCUCCCGCUGACCGAGCCCAACGAGCGGGGCUCCGCGGAGUUCAACUACGGGGAGUUGGUCAACCCCUCCGCUUCUCAGGUAAAGCUCGCAGCUUCAACGGCCCCUAAAGGACUCACCCCCCCCCUGGACCCCAACGACCCCUUUGCUGACGACGAGAAGGAGCGACUGCAGGUGGAGGCGAUGGCCAAGAAGUUCGAGAACAAAUAUGGUGGCGCCGUUAAGAAAAAGAAAAAGGACAGAAUGCAAGAUCUCAUUGAUAUCGGAUAUGGCUACGAUGACACUGAUCCCUUCAUAGACAAUUCAGAGGCUUACGAUGAGCUGGUUCCUGCUUCUCUCACCACAAAGCACGGAGGCUUCUACAUCAACACAGGCACCCUGCAGUUCAGAGCAGCGUCGGACUCCGAGGGAGAGAACGCAGGCACCGAGGAUAAUCCCUUCAAGAAGAUGAAAGAUGGUGAAGAGCGGGUGAUUAAAAAACGGCGGAAAAAGCCAGAUGGAAUUCUGGAGGAAAAGAAACCCAGGAAGAAUAAAGUACCAAAGUCUGGUGUUUCGUCCCUGAAUGUUCAUCGUCCAGAAAAGAAGAAGAGGAAGAAGCUGAUGAAGGACUCUAUCCAUCUGGCCAACAUGCUGCGUCGCUUCACCAGGGAGAAGGAGGAGAUGCGCAAGAAGAAUACAUCUGCUCCCAGUCUGCCACGACCCAACGCCAAAGUGCCCGUCGCCAACAGUGCACUCCUCAUCGCCCACCCCAAGGCCGCUGGCGGCAACGACUGCAACAUCACUGACCUGAGCGCGGACCCGGCUGUGAUGUCACUGCUGGGCUCGACCAAUAACGACAUCCUGCAGGACAUGAUGGGGGACCUGGACUUCGCGAUGCUGGACUCCCCUCAGCCGUCCAGUCCAGCGCAGGGGGAGAACGGCUCCUUCGGGAUGGGACACAAAGCCGGAGGCAGCAGAGUGUCGCAGGCUAACAUGAUGACCCCUCCUCCUCCUCUGCCCAAUGGACUCCCAGCCCCGCUCACAAAGAGGAUCGAGGACCUGAGAGCGGCGUCGCGUCUGUUUGAUGAGGAGGGCCGGAAGAAGUUCUUCACGUUGGACAUGAACAACAUCCUUCUGGAUAUUGAGUUGCAGGUUCAGGAGCAGCCUGCAGAGGUACGUGCAGCUGUCUACUCUCACCUCGAGGCCUUUGUGCCCUGCAAUAAAGAAGCUCUGCUCAAACGCCUUAAGAAGCUCAGCCUCAACAUACAGGAUGACCGUCUUCGCACGCCCCUGCUGAAGCUGAAGCUGGCAGUGUGCAGCUCGAUGCCGGAGCAGAUUGCUCGGUACAACAUGGACUGUAUCGCUAAGGUGGCAAAGCAGCAGUCUGGGGAGGGAGAGAAGAACGGCUCCGAGGACGAUGAUGAGGAGAAACCAGGGAAGAGGGUGAUGGGACCACGGAAGAAGUUUAUCUGGGACGACAAACUCAGGUUACUGCUGUGUAACCUGGUGCGGGUGAAGCUGGGCUGUUUCGAGCUGGAGGGGAAGAACACGCUGUCUCUCGAGGAUUACCUCAAAGCCUUCAUGGAGACGGAAGUGAAACUUCUCUGGCCCAAGGGUUGGAUGCAGGCCAGGAUGCUGUUCAAAGAGAGCAUCAUGGCUCAUGGUCACCUCACAGGUUACACAGCAAAGAGGAAGAUGGUCACGACUCCAAAGGCCAAGCCAAAGGAGGCGGUUUGGGCUCGGCCCACACCCUCAGCGGGCGCCACGCCCUCACCUGCAGCCCAGGUUGCCAAGCGACCACCUCAGUCCCCCUCUGAGCCCAUAUGUCUGGAUGACGAUCUGACAACGCCCUCCCUGGACUCCAUCUCCCAGGCCCUCGCCAUCCUCGGCAACGCGGCCAAGGGCCUGGCCCAGGGGGACAGCCCCCCAUCCCCCGACGGACCCAGGACCAUUGCCAACCCCCUCUCCCUCCACACCUCACCACUCCUUCAGCAGCAGCAGAAGAAGAACUCUGUCAGCACUCUCAGCUCCAGUGCACCUCACUACAUCUCUACCUCUUCGUCUUCCUCCACCCCUCUGUCUCGGCUUCCCUCCAUCACGUCCUCUCCUCUGCCCUCCGUGAGGGUGGACGGGAUGGGGGUCGUCAAGGGAAUCGUGCAGGCGCACAGACACUCAGUUUUGAACACUCCGAGACCUUUGGGUGCAGCAAAAACCAUCAUGUCUGCCUCUCCGUCGCCGCUUAAACCACGUCCCCCACCCACUGCAUCUCCACUCGUGGCCCCGGGAUCUAAGACGGGGGUCUCCACUCCCCCCUCUGGCCUCCUCAAAGGCAGCAAUAAUAAAUCCAACAGUGGUGACACUCUAAUCCUCACAUUGCCUCAGUCUCGGCCACACACCCUUUCCUCGCCCACCAUCAUCAAAACCUAUCAGGGGCCUCGUAUCGCCCACACCCUGCAGAGUAAAUCCUCCCCCUCCCUCUCUCAGACGCUUUCUGGAGUUCAGCCCCAGCCACAGUCUAACUUUAUCACCCCUAUGCACGCCACGCUCACCAAAUCCACACACAGCAGUAUCCCACCCAUUGUCAAGCUCACUCCCCGCACCCCCAUCCCCAUCGUCACCACCUCAGUCUCCCCCUCCAUCUCUCAAAACCCCAGGUCUCAGGCAACCCCCACCAUACACCAGUACUCUCCCCAAACCAUAGCAGGGUACCGCCCGCCGUUCUCAGGUGUCAAAGGAGGAGUAACCAAGCCAGGGCAAGGCAGCUACACUCCUCCAGGCGGCCAGAAGACCCCCAACCACAGCACCAACAACAUCAGCCUUAUUAACGUGUCAUCCAUAAGCAAACAUUCAGGGUCCAGUGCCUCCCCCACCUUGGUCUCCAUCAACCCAGGCCAGCGUCAGAGGCCCGGGAGUGUGACACCUCAGGGGGCCAAGUCGGUGGCGUCUGUUUCAUCGUCAUCCAUCUCCUCUCAGCUGCCACAGGUCUCCACAGCAGGAGCCGGCGGUCUGCUCAGCUCAGCCUCGUCUCUCACCCUGGGGUACGGGAUGCUGGGGGGCCUGGUGCCCGUGUCCCUCCCCUUCCAGUUCCCGCUGCUCAACCUGCCUCCGCUGGGAACGGCCGGCUCCAGCACGGCAGGCGGCGGCUCCGCGGCCAGUAGCAAUGCAUCGUUCUCUACCCUGACCCAGAAUCUGUAUAAGAGUCUACAGGCAGGGUCUCAGGUCGCUGUGCCUCCUCACUUGCAGCUCGCCUUCUCAGAACUGUGCUAUUCCCGUCCAGAUGUCAGUCAAAACCAGGGAGGAGACGCUAAGAGGAAGAAUCUAUGAUGCAGCUGGAUUCCUUCACCCGGUGGACGCAGGGACAGAUGAUGGGACGUGGCUUUGGGUGAUGGACAGACAGACGGACACCAGCGGUCUGGGCUUCACUUGGGACUGUUGAUCUGAGAUCAGCUCCAGUUUUUUCAUGAAUACCACAGUUGCAUAUAACUUUUUUAAACAGUUUGAUAAAUUUGAAAUACUAUUCUUCUUAGAAUUGUUAAAUGAAAUGACAAAUGCUGUUUGUCAAUGUUUACAAGAUAGACCUAUAUCACUGUGGACAGGGAGGAGUGAGUGGGUUUUUAAUGCGAGUGUGUGUGUGUGAGAGACUGUGUGUGAGUGGGGCUGAACGCGUGCCUUUGUGUGUCUCCCUCUCUGAUGCAUGGUCAGUGUGUCUAUUCGGUGCUGUUUUUAUCAUAAUGUUAUUAUCACUGAUACCUGUAAGAAUUGUAAACUGCAAAUUGAUGACUUUGAGCUUUUUUUUUUUCUCCUUCCAAUGAAAGAUGUAAACUUUUUCAUUGUACAUAAAUUCUUUUUCUGUAUAGAACUCAAACUGACUUAAUUAAAAAUCUUUGCUUUCA